AUGUCCGAUUCGGCCUCCACCGACGAUGGAGGCAUUCCCGAUCGUGGGCCGGUAGUCUUCGCCGUCACUACGGCCACUCUCGUCCUCGCUACAGUCUUCGUCGUAGCACGAAUCGUCUCGCGGACCUUCAUUGUUAGGAAUGUCACCUGGGAUGACCGCGUCAUGAUCCUCGCAUGGCUCUUCGCCUUCUUCCUCUCAUUCACCAUCUGCUUCGGCGUUCACAAUGGCCUAGGACGACACGACAUAAACAUCGACCCGAACCGCUUACCCGCCCUUCGCCGAUGCGAAUAUGUCUUUUCCAUCCUGUACAAUCCAGCGUUGAUGGCCACCAAAACCUCCGUGCUCAUAUUCUACCUCCGAUUAGCCAAGCACACCCAAAGAGUGCUUCGAUUCGCCUCUUGGUUGACACUUGCGGUCGUCAAUAUUGCUGGUGUUAUUCUCACCUUCAUGAAUGUUUUCCAAUGCCGCCCGACCCAAGCCGCCUGGGAUGUUAAUUAUGACGAACGCGCGAAAUGUAUACCACUACUUACCGAGUUUAUAUGUUCUUCACCCGUCAACAUCGUCACGGACCUGGCCAUUCUCGCGCUACCUAUACCUGUCCUCACCGGCAUGCGCCUCCCUUCUCGCCAGAAAACAAUUCUGGUCCUUACCUUCACCGUUGGAAUAUUCGUUACUGUUGUCGAUGUGGUCAGAAUCUACUACCUUCAGCAAGCCAUCACAGCACCAACCAGUACAACUGCCGAUCCCCAGUCUCGAUUUGGUGGCCAGACCGACUUUGCCUGGAACGCUUCGCGAUCGCUCAUGUGGAGCGCUGUUGAGGUUAACGUCGGUAUGAUGUGCGCCUGCGUCCCGACUUUGAAGCCUCUGGUCCUCAAGCUGCUCCCCUCCAUGCUCUACGACCCCAAUGGAACCCGCGCCAGUACACCCAAGGGCCCCAACGAUUCAGAUACGCCUUCAACAGGCCACCGCGCCAGUAUUCAGCAGCCCCCUCCUGUCGCGCAAACCGGCGCACAGCCUCUCAAUGCCAAUGCUCCCAUGAGCGCGAUGGAAUUCUUGACGACACCUUUCGAUGAGCCAGACCCAACUCGUCCUGCGCAACGUGGGUACCAGAGCAAUGGGACCUUUCAAACAUCGACAACUAUGACGUCUUCAACAGGAACUGUCGAGGGUGUUUAUUUUGGCUUUGUCAACAUGACAAAACCUAAAAGUAUGCUCAAAUGCAACAAGAAGCAGUCCUUCAAAUACUGCACAAUUGUGUCCAUCUUGUUUCUGUUAUGGGGAAUAUCAUACGGCCUGCUCAAUACUUUAAACAAUGUCAUUGCGAAAGUCGACAAUAUGACCACGGCUGAAACACUUGGCAUGACGUCUGUAUACUUUGGAGGCGGUUACUUCUUUGGGCCCCUGCUAGUGGGCGAAUGGAUUCUUCGGCGCGACGAACACAACCGAUCGAGGCGGCACAAGGCCAAUGGCCACGACAGCGUUGGUGGCUUCAAAGUUACUUUUAUCGUCGGGCUAUGCUUUUAUGGGAUUGGAACUGUCAUCUUCUGGCCCUCGGCUGUUACCCAAUCAUACGCCGGAUUCAUGCUCAGCAACUUCGUUGUCGGGUUUGGUCUAUCAAUUCUAGAGGUUGGCGCAAAUGCAUUCCUAAUACUUUGCGGCCCCCCCGAAUACGGCGAGACUCGCGUGCUCAUGGCGCAAGGUAUCCAGGGCACUGGCAGUGUUCUUAGCGGCCUGCUGGCCCAGAAGGUCUUCUUCAAGGGUAUUGUGGAACAGAGCAACGCGACCAGCAUGACACUUAUCAACGUGCAAUGGACGUAUCUAGGAAUCACACUCCUGUGUGUUGCCCUCGGGCUCUUCUUCUACUACAUGCCACUUCCCGAAGUGAGUGACCGUGAGCUUGAGCAAUCCGCCAAGCAUCUUCCUAUGGAUCCUCAGAAGAAAAGAGGCGGUCUACAGCUUCGCACAUGGAGUCUUAUCCUCGCCGUUGUUGCUCAAUACACAUACGUGGCUGCCCAGGAGUGUUUCAGCAUCUACUUCCGCAGCCUCAUGAUAUCCAUACUCCCCAACACACCCAACACCGGCGAGCAAGCAACCGAAGGUGCAGGCGACAUUCCCAACCCCGAUAAACCACCUGGCAUCGCACUCUCAAUACCUGAUUAUCUCCUCAUCGCGCAUACCGCCUUUGCCGUGUCCCGCUUCAUGGCAGCUGGCCUUGCAUAUCUCUCUGUAUAUCGUUCCCGCUUCCCACGACCCCGUACUAUCCUCACCGCCUGCAUCGCUGGCUGCUUCGUCUUUGCCCUUCUUCCUGUGGUUGUCCGUCCACCCAACCCUAACCUUCUUGUCAUACCCAUUGUUCUCUUUUACUUCUUCGAGGGCCCUAUAUAUCCUCUUAUUUUUGCCAUUGGUCUUCGCGGCCAAGGCCGACGCACCAAGCGUGCUGCCGCCUUUAUCACUAUGGGUAGUUCCGGCCCCGGAUUCUUCCCCUUUGUCAUGUACGGCAUAAUUAAGCACGGAGGCACCGUCAGAACGGCUUUCGUCGUCGUCAUUGUCCUCCAGGCUGUUUGCAUGUCCUACUCGGUCUUUCUCCAAUUUAUCAGCGACGCCAAGCAACUCGUCGAUCCUUGCCCUGCGGUGCGUGAUGCCCUCAGACAGCCGGAUGAAGAGAUGCCGUCGCCCAUGGAGACAGCGAUUGCUGGGAGAGCGCGCCGACAAAGCACGAUGAAGGAGAAGUCUCAGGGGUUCUUGGAUAAGGUGUCACAUGGAACCAAGGUUAUAAGUGCCAGGUUCCUCAGUACUCGGCGCCGGUCUUCACAACCCUCGAUCCACCAAUGCGAAGAUAGUCGCGAUAAUGCGGUGUCAUAA
Molecule: messenger RNA, 2862 nt
Organism: Fusarium proliferatum ET1
Lineage: Eukaryota; Fungi; Ascomycota; Sordariomycetes; Hypocreales; Nectriaceae
Exons: 1
Coding region: 1-2862 (953 amino acids)
Source: RefSeq, a predicted model, not a curated record